CGGCGCUCAGAAGCCUACAAUCGACGGGGUCUCGUUCUCGGGGCAGGCUAGCGGCGUCUGCGCUUGCGCAAUGUCCCGGCCCUUCUGUCCGCGGCGCUGAGCCAGCCGGGACGGACAUGCGCGGGACGGAGGUUGGCGGCCGUGCGGCGGCGGCGGCGGCGGCGGCGGCGGCGGUGGCCGCCGCGGCUCCGCUGAGGGAAUGAAAGCUGCUGGCUGACUGAAGACCCCUGAGGUGCAAAAGCGUCGGCAUUGAGAGUAAGGCACGAUGUCAUCAGCAGGAGUUGCUGCUCAGGAAAUCAGAGUCCCAUUAAAGACUGGAUUUCUGCGGAAUGGCCAAGCCAUGGGAAGCCUGAAGACCUGUUGGGGAAGCCGCAAAGGGUUUGAGAACAACUUUUUAAAUAUUGACCCAAUAACCAUGGCCUACAACCUGAAUUCUACCACCCAGCAGCACCUGACAACCUUUGGGCACAUUUCAAAACCUGUCCCAGUGAAUGGCCAUUGCUUCGCCGAAAACUGUUUCCGGACUCCCUCUCAGAUGAAGUCGGGCUUGCCGCCUCUCAUUAUUUCCCCCAGUGAACACUUUGGAAAGAGUGAAGAGGACCAUGUUGCGUGUGGUGUUAAGAAACUCUCUGUGAAUGGGGUCUGUGCUGCUUCCAGGAGUCCCCCUCUCACACCCGUAAAAAACGGGCCUUCCCUAUUCUCCUCGGUGACUUCUGGGGAGCGGGGUUCCAGGCCCCUUCCCCCCCUGCCUAUCUCUGAGGACUUUUCUCCAGAUGACACAGACUGUGAGGUGGAAUUUAUAACGAGCUCAGACACAGACUUCCUCUUAGAAGACUGUUCGCUUUCUGUCUUUAAGUACGGGGUUCCAGGCAGACGAAGCUUCCGUGGGUGUGGGCAGAUCAAUUACGCAUAUUUUGAUGCCCCAGCUAUAGAAGAUGGGAGGCCGACAUCUGACCAAAACGAAAAUGUACAAAACUCAACCCCUCUUCUUCAGCAGUCCCACCGGAAGUUACGAAGGUCCCAUUCAGGACCGGCUGGAUCCUUUAACAAGCCAGCUCCAAGGCUGGCCAGCCACUUACAUCGUGCUUCUCCUAAUUCAGAUGAAGAUAAACCCGAGGUCCCCCCCAGGGUUCCCAUACCUCCCAGGCCAGUUAAGCCAGAUUACAGAAGGUGGUCAGCAGAAGUUACUUCCAGCACAUACAGUGACGAAGACAGGCCUCCCAAAGUGCCUCCGAGAGAACCUUUAUCACGGAGUAACUCCCGGACGCCGAGUCCUAAAAGCCUCCCGUCUUACCUCAAUGGGGUCAUGCCCCCUACACAGAGCUUUGCCCCCGAUCCCAAAUACGUCAGCAGCAAAGCGUUGCAAAGACAGAACAGUGAAGGGUCUGCUAGCAAGGGUCCUUGCAUCCUGCCCAUCAUUGAAAAUGGAAAGAAGGUGAGUUCAACGCAUUAUUACCUACUACCUGAGAGGCCGCCGUAUCUGGACAAAUACGAGAAGUUCUUUAGGGAAACAGAAGAAACCAGUGCUGUGAGUGCCCCCGUUCAGCUGCCGUCCAGUGACUGCAGGACAGCUGCAGUGACCGAAAAGCUGGACUCCAGAGCGAAAAUGGACCUUGAGGGCCAGGGGAAACGCAAGCAUUUAUCCUAUGUGGUUUCUCCCUAGACUCUGGGAAUAUCAUUCAGCAGUGGCACAGAGCGAGCGCAGUGAGCUCUCUGGGGCAAGCUUAGUGUUGGCGAGUCUGCCGAAGGUCUCGUGGCAAAGUAAACAGCUGAAGUCUCUGCCUUGAAGAGAAGGCGGUAAAUCAACUGUAAGGUGUUGUUAUGAGAAUCCCUCAGUUUUCUUUUGGAGAAAAGUCUUUUUAUUCAAGUCUGUAUAAUUUAAAGAUGUGAUGUUGGGGGGAGGGGGAACAUAUCUAUAUAUCUAUAUAUAUCUAUAUAUAUAUCUAUAUAGGAACUUGUGGUAUAACCAUAGUUACAGGUUAACCAGUUAGUUACUAUCUUAGAGUAAUAUAUAUAUAUAUUCAGAGUAAUAAAAAAAUUCAAGCUGGAGAAAUCAGACUGUGCUGCCAGACUGAAAACUGAGCAAGUGAAAGGACAGUAUUGUUUCAUUCAGAACCACAGAAGGUUUUGUUUUAGUGGCACUGGGGGCUUUGACAUUUGAUUUCUUUUUCCUCUUUUGAGUUUGACUUCUCCACAAAAACCUGGGCCUACAUUAGCAAGAAGCGUGAGCUGGGAUGUACUAUGCCCAUUUCAAAAAUCAUCCGCAAA
This is a messenger RNA of Phascolarctos cinereus (koala), 2268 nucleotides long. It is a transcript of the gene ERRFI1, whose product is annotated as ERBB receptor feedback inhibitor 1. Gene Ontology annotation, biological process: regulation of keratinocyte differentiation; negative regulation of epidermal growth factor receptor signaling pathway. The record is from RefSeq and is a predicted model, not a curated record. NCBI's taxonomy places the organism in Eukaryota, Metazoa, Chordata, Mammalia, Diprotodontia, Phascolarctidae.